GGUGACCUGUCUGGGUAUGAGGGUAUAUAUAAGUCCUCGAAAUUCACUGACAACUCAUUGUCUGGUGAAAACCUUUGAUCUGGGGGCUGCUCAACACAUUCUCCUUUGAAAGACUGAAGCUGUUUGCCUGCCUGCUGUGAUGAAGGGUCUCAUGCUGAUUUUUGCUCCACUGUAUUUGCUCCUUUGUUGGAUGCAGCCUGGAGGCUCUGUGAAGAUCAGUUUUGUCUUCACUCCACGGAAGGCAAACCAGGUUAUCCAAAUGAGCAUGGUUGAAGAUGCUGUUGAUGACAUGUACUUUGACUGCGAUAAAGUAAUGACGACAAAGAUCAACAACAGAUAUUUUAAAGAAGAGAUCAAACAAAGGAUAUUUGAGAGUGUCUGGAAAAAUUCAGAAAAAUGUUCAAAAAAAAAAAUAGUAGAUGCUAAAAACAGUGCUCUGACUAAAAAACACAGACAAGCAAUCUGUGUUUAUACAUCUGGUUUUAAAAAAUUUUAUGAGAUUUUCAAUGCUGCAGUCCGGACCGACAGAAAAAUCUAUCAAACUUCCUUCCCAUUUCACUCCUUACAUUUCUGGCUGACAUCUGCUGUACAGAUCCUAAAUAAUAAUAUGAAAUGUCACAAUACUUACCGUAGAACCGAAACUGUAUUUACUGGCAAUGUCAACCAAAUAAUACGGUUUGGUUUCUUUGCCUCUAGUUCUUACAGUCCAACGAUGACCCACUUUGGUAAUAAGACCUGCUUUAAUAUUACAACGCGUUUAGGUGCUUCCCUGGGACAAUAUCCAACUCUUGGAGAUAAAGAGCAAGAGGUGCUCAUUCCACCCUAUGAGAAGUUCAAAAUAAAAGGGAAGAUCGCAAGGAAAAAGAAGAGUCCAUAUGUUGGAGGUUUGGAUGAUUGUGACGUUGUUUAUGUCUUGGAAAGCGCCGGAGUUCACAGCAAUCUAAACUGCCAAGCUGUCUAAUUAUAAGAGACCAGUGGUUAUUCUUCAACUGAUGGAGCAAGGUCAAAACUAGAUUGAGUCUGGGUCUUGUCAGAAAACUAUAUCCUUUUAAAAUCCAAGCUUAUUACAAUAUAUCCAUACAUUCUCUUCAACAGCUAAAUUCUUCAACCCCUAAAUUCAUGCUUUGGGGUACUAAUUGCAGGCUUAGGUUUGCAUGCUUCUACAACAUAUUAUACUGUAGCUACAGCAAUAUGAGCAACAGCUUUUUAAAUUGUUAUCAGCAUUU
Morone saxatilis (striped sea-bass) is the source of this 1226-nucleotide messenger RNA. Its product is annotated as ecto-ADP-ribosyltransferase 4-like. NCBI's taxonomy places the organism in Eukaryota, Metazoa, Chordata, Actinopteri, Moronidae. Gene Ontology annotation, molecular function: NAD+ poly-ADP-ribosyltransferase activity; NAD+-protein-arginine ADP-ribosyltransferase activity. Bases 140 to 961 code for a protein of 273 amino acids. The record is from RefSeq and is a predicted model, not a curated record. The transcript is spliced from 3 exons.